Molecule: messenger RNA, 192 nt
Organism: Cylicostephanus goldi
Lineage: Eukaryota; Metazoa; Nematoda; Chromadorea; Rhabditida; Strongylidae
Source: the annotation of a GenBank genome assembly
AUGAUCAGACCGAAAAUGAUGUUGUGCGAUGACGAUGUCUACAGAGAAAGUCGAUGGUUUGUUAGAUGGUCGAAACCUUUCCACACCAUCGACUUUGAGCUUAACAAAGCAUUUGGUUUUGACCAGGGUCGCGUAAUUAAAGUGGUCAAUCACUACAAGGUGCAUACCAUUAGAAAGAGCUUGAAACGCUGA